Messenger RNA from Cygnus olor (mute swan), 4556 nucleotides. RefSeq names its product N-alpha-acetyltransferase 30, NatC catalytic subunit (gene NAA30). The coding region runs from base 131 to 1384 and encodes 417 amino acids. NCBI's taxonomy places the organism in Eukaryota, Metazoa, Chordata, Aves, Anseriformes, Anatidae. Gene Ontology annotation, cellular component: NatC complex. The transcript is spliced from 5 exons. The record is from RefSeq and is a predicted model, not a curated record. Gene Ontology annotation, biological process: N-terminal peptidyl-methionine acetylation. Gene Ontology annotation, molecular function: protein-N-terminal amino-acid acetyltransferase activity.
GCCGUCAAGGGAGGAAGUGUCGCAAAGGCUGACAGGAAACUCGGCCGCGGGUUACGGCAGCGGCGGCCGCGCUUGGCGGCGGCUGGAUGAGCGGCGAGUGGGAGCCGCGGCGCUGAGGGGAGCGGCGGAUAUGGCCGAGGUACCGCCGGGGCCUAGCAGCGUCCUCUCCCCGCAGGGGGACACGCUCUCCCCCUUCCCCGGAGGAGGAGGAGGAGGGGGGGCUGCUUCCUCCUCCUCCUCCUCCUCUUCUUCCACCUCCGCCGCUGCCGCCGCCUGCGCCGGGGCCCAGGACGAGGAGGCCGAAGAGGAGGAGGAAGAGGAGGGACCCGCGGGCGGACGGGAGCAGCAGCGAGGAGGAGGAGGAGGCAGCGACGGCGGCAAGGGGGGGCCGCAGCAGCAGCAGCAGCACCGCCUCCACCACCACCACCACCACCCCCCGCACCACAACCACCAGCUCAACGGCCUCAUCAGCCCCGAGCUGCGGCACCUGCGGGCCUCCCUCAAGAGCAAGAUCCUGGGCUCGGAGGCAGGGGCAGCCCCCGAGGGGCAGGAGAACAAGCGAGCCAGCAAAACAAUGGGCUCCGGACAGCAGCAGCAGCAGGCAUCGCCUCCGGCCGCAGCACCGUGCUCGUCCCCCCUUAGCAACCACCUCCCUCCCCAGGGAAGGACUGCACCCUCUCCUCCUCCUUCUCCCCCAGCAGCAGCAGCACCAGGGGACAGGAGCCAGCCUGCUGCCACAACUCCGACUGCUGCUAAGACUGCAGCCCGCAAUGGACUGGCAGGAGGGACUGGCUUGGAGGAGGAAGAGCAGGAGGAGGGGGAUGAAGGAGGGGAGGAGGAGGAGUCCCUGCUGCUACUCUCUAGGUCCUUAGCAGCAGCCUGCAGUUUGAAAGGCUCGGGAACGGACUCUCAGCCCGAGGAGGACCUAACGAUACGAUACGUCCGAUACGAGUCAGAGCUGCAGAUGCCCGAUAUCAUGAGACUGAUCACCAAAGAUCUGUCCGAACCCUACUCCAUUUACACGUAUAGGUAUUUUAUCCACAACUGGCCGCAGCUUUGCUUUUUGGCCAUGGUAGGGGAAGAGUGUGUAGGUGCCAUCGUCUGCAAGCUGGAUAUGCACAAAAAGAUGUUCCGCAGAGGUUAUAUAGCCAUGUUAGCAGUGGAUUCCAAAUACAGAAGAAAAGGAAUUGGUACAAACUUGGUUAAGAAAGCUAUUUAUGCUAUGGUUGAAGGAGAUUGUGAUGAGGUUGUAUUGGAAACAGAAAUCACAAAUAAGUCUGCUUUGAAACUUUAUGAAAACCUUGGUUUUGUGCGAGACAAGAGGCUGUUCAGAUACUAUUUAAAUGGAGUUGAUGCACUGCGUCUUAAACUAUGGCUGCGUUAAAAGAAACCAUCACAUCAAGCAACUGACGUCCCAACAGCGCAGAGUUGUCCUUUGCAUGCAAUGCAAUUUGUACAAAAUUGCUUUGCAGGUGGACUUAGUAAUUCCCAUGCAGCUCUUAUCUGUCAGUGUCUCAUUUGAGUGUCGCACAUAUUUGUUGCACUUUGGCAUGGCGCAUUUGUUCAGAAUUAAAGCCGAUUGUUUCAAACUUCGAGUUCUUUUGGUACCAGCAAGAUGUGCCAGUUGAUAGCCAAGAUAUGUUCGUUCAUUUGCAAGUCUACUGACUGUAUUACAUACACAGUGAACAUUUUAUCAAAGAACCUGUAUGUGGAACACGACUUUUGGUUCCAGCAAAAAGCCAAUGUAGAUUGUAAAAUUCUAUAAGUAUACUAACAUUUCAUACAAAAAUUGCCAUAGUUUUCUGGAAAAAGGCUUCAAUUUUAGGUUUUAUUUUUCAAUAUUGAAUUUUCCAUUCUUAAAUAUUGGUACCUCAGUGAUUAGUGAAUGAAAAAAUGUAUUGUAGGGUGGGGUGUGUGUUACAAUGAGUAACAGUAACAAUUAAAUUGCGUCUGCCAGUGCCUGUAUAGAUAAGUAUAUUUGUCUUCACCUCUAAGUUUGGAGUGCAUGCUUUUAUUCUUUUACUUUCUUCAAUUGUCUUUGCAAGAAAAAUUCUGCUUUUAUUUAAAUUCUGGAUUUGAUAAUAAAUUAUUUCAGAUUUUUAUAAUUUGGAUACUUCUCCCAAACAAGGGUUUGGAAGGCCCUUCUUUUCUUAUAGCAAGAAGUGUAAGCUAUUUUGAAAACCUUGAGUAGCUGCUAAAACAGAACCUGAUGUUGCCAGUAAAUCUCUGCUGGUUUUGGAUGCACUUUUUUCUUUAAAAGAGUGAGGGACUUUUAAAAGAAGAUAUAGAAAAUUAAUGUAAAUUGGUAUGAUUUUAUUUAAUCAAAAUUAUCGCUAGAAGCUCUGAAAAACAUCUAUUUUAAAAUAGUUGGAACAAUUUUUUUUUUAUCCAGAUUCAGUUUGCUUUGCUUCAGUGUUCUAAAAUGCUUCAAUCUUUGGUUCUUGGUCUUGGAAAUAAAUUUCAAGGUGUAUUGUAUCCAUUUUUAGCUGCUCUCAUUUUCUCUAAACUUACAUGAGCUAAAUUAUUGGGGGAUUUUUUUUCCUUCCAAAAUCAAAGCAGUGGGGAAGAGAUUUCUCUUUUUCUAUCCCCCCCCCUCCACUCCUCCCUCUCCCAUCCCCUCUCUCUCUCUGGCUUUACAUAGGUUUUACCAAUACCCAUCAAUUUGUUCAGUAAUUACAAUGUCUAGGCUUUCUUGUUCAGCGUGAUUAUAUAGCCCAGUUCUAUGAAUCAGUUGGGGUUUUUUUGUUUUGUUUUCUGUUUAUUUGUUUUUUUUGUGGGUUGGUUUUUUCCACUUUGAAAAAAGGUAUUAGUUGGCUUGUGGAAGAACCUAUGUAAUCUGUGGAAAAAAGGAUGAGCUCAGUGAACCCGCUCUUCUGCAAUUGAGCGUACUCUUCAGAUUUGCCUUACUACAUUUCUUUUUUUAAAGAGUUUUGUUUGAAUCAUGGUCACUUUGCUAAUUACUGUACUAUUAAAAACAAAAACAAUAAAACCCCUACCUCCAGUACCAUUUGGAAAAGAUCCCUGUGCAGGAAAACUGGAUUUAAAGGAAAGCCUUAUUUUGCAUAGACCAAUUGCACAUGGUGAUGGGCGUUUCUUACCAUGUACAAAUUAUGAGUUGUAUUUGAAAAUAAAGACUUUUAAUGGAAGUUGCCCCUUCUGAGUUUUCCGCUCGUAGAUGCUAUUUGUGUUUUUGAGGGGGCUUUUUCCCCUCAAUAAAGAAAACUCAUGUUUAAAAUGGUGCCUGAAUCAAAGCGUUAUAAACUGGAGUGUCUUACAUGCUGGAGUUCAGAGUAAAGCCUUCUGUUUGCAUUUGCCUGAUCCCUCAGGUUUGCCAGCUGUUCUGAGCACUUCUUCACGAGGUUUCAGACAUAGUUAAGACUUUAAUUGUUGGGAAUGCUAAAUCAAUAGAAACAGACUUCUCUCAACCGUCUUCCAGUUGUCUGGGAAAUAGUGGCUGCUCUGGCUUGCUUGAACUGAGGAGACAGAUAAGAGAAGCUUCAUGCCUUGUUAGCAGCUGCUGGGCUUGUAUCACAAACUGCAAACCAGGCUAUCUUGUGUGUCUGCUGAUGUUUAAAAACCGAAAAGCCAGACAGGCAAGUUUCCUAUAGGUUAAUAUUUAAGCUGUGGGUGUCUUGAGAUUGAAAAGCAGGCUUGAAAGUUAGCUUAAAUCACUUUUUGGGAAGGCACUGCCAAAAAAACUUGACGUCUGAGCAAACUUCAAAUACAAUUCUGUUUGUGUGUUGUAAGAAGUCAUUCUCGCCAUGCCGUUUUUGAAAAUGCUGCGCAAAAUAGGUGCACGUUUCUUUUCAAAGAGCAUAUUGCCUGAAAGGUUCUGGUAUUGCUGCUGUGUAACACGCAGUUCACUACAGAAGAUACUGAAGCUGUAUGCGUUGGUUUAUAUUAAAAGGAACAGGUUUAUUCUCUGUGUUGCUUGAAAUUGGUUAUCAAGUGGGAAGUUAUGAAUUGCAAAGAGAUGGAAAUGGGUUUUCAAAACAAAUCUAGCAAUGAAAAGUUGUUUAUUUCUCACGUCUAUUGCUAAAACAGUCUUCUUCCCCCUCACCUUUUGCAUUGACAAAUCUUACUAAAGAGUUGAUCAUUUGUGUUUGACUUUGCCCAAAUAUUGCUAUUGGCUGACAUGUCAGUAUGGAUGUUUGCUUUAUAUUGUUGUUUUUAUUUUUCUUGUUGUUUUUAUUCUUUUUUGUUUUUAUUUUUUUAAGAAAAUGAUCAGGUUCAUCACCUUUAAGAAAAGCAGGCAUAGUCUAAUUGGCAUUGCAUAGUACACCACAAACUUUUUCAGGGCACCAGAAGACAUUGCUAAAACCGAGUGCUAUGUUUGAAAAAGAAAACAAAACUUUCAGGUCUUGUAUAACCAUUACAACCUAUAUUGGAGUUCAGGUAUCAAUGGGCAUCUAUGGAAAUAUCAAGUGUAUCUCAAAAUACUGGACUGCUGUUUUGAGUGGAUUAUAUUCUUCUGUCCCUUUAUCCUUUUUGAUGAGAACAAAAACAGUGGGGUUAUGAAAUGUACAAGCUGUCUAAAUACAAUGCAGUCAAAUAAA